AGUGCAAAGCCUAAAUCUAAUGCACUUCCACGAAUAUCUUUGACAUGCAGUGUGUACACGGCAAUAUCGUUGCAUCUCUGUCGCAAGAACGGCAAACAGAAUAAAACAACCCCUCGUCGGACAAGUGAAGAUGCAAAACUUCACCGUGUCCUUGUAAGCGCGGGGCCGGUCGGAUAAACGAAAUGCCAUGAAUACUCAUCAGCCGUCCAGUGACACCGGAGCAUAAAAAGAGAUAUGCCACCAACCCGGGCGGGGGGGACUGAACAAAAUACAUUAUAAUGAUACGAGUGUGACGAAGCGAACGAAGAAGCACGCGCAUAGAAAACCAUCGAAACAGAAAGCACCACAAACAGACGAGCGACAGGGAUAUGCUGCAAAAAGUGGGAUAGCUGGGGUGUUCGCAUCGGGGCGGCAAAAAGAAACAAGCAGCGCACGUUUCAUAUCCAUGCUGGGGUGUUGUAUCGUUGCGACCAGACACGGAACGGUGCGGUCGAAGCUUCGAAAAGCAGGAGCCACGCGAAAGGUUUCCACUUCAAGUACACGAAGCACGGCAGCGGUAACAGUUAUUACAAACUUCAAUUACCACCGUCGUCCUCGGGGCCAGAUGCUUGCCAGUCAGAUGGGGCCAGAUAGAUGCUUGCCAGCCGUCGUAGUGUAGAGUGGUGGUGCGCGUUUGAUCGUCCGUUGAUCGCGAUCGUGCGUUUUGCUAGGCGAAUGUGAUAGUGAAAUGUGUGCCAUUUAGUACGGCUGUAUGUGUAUGUGUGUGUUUGCUUCAUAUUCACCCCGGUUUGAAUGAUCAUGUUUGUCUCGCCAGUAACAAUUCGAGUAGCGGGUUCGAUUCCAGCUAUGCAUGUGUUGGAGUAAUCGCUACAUACGCUGCAGUGCAUGCAGACGAAGAUAACACACACGUGAGCCACAGCAGAAGGAAGUAAAAGUGAGUGAAAUUUGUUGGUGCAGCGGUGUAGUGCAAAACCAGUUUUUACUUCAUUUGCCGCGUUAUUAGACGCAUUCAAACGCCCGGGCGAUUUGCCACUCUGACGGAAGUUGAAAGUGAAAAAGUGUGGCUUGGCGGCUGCGGUAGCGGAGCCGACACUUUUGCAGAACAGCUUGGCGCGCGCGCGUUUCGUACCAUUUGCAGAAAACCAACCAUGUUAGCAUCCAAAGGCAAACCUUUCUCGUUCGAUCAGACUGAGCUUAAUCCGUCCAGGAAUAAGCCGUCUGUUCGAAGAACGAUGAUGGAUGUGAUAGUAUUUCUGCUAACGUCGUUAGGAUACAUAUUGCAGGCAUUUUACUAUCAAAUAUUCGGCGUACCAAAGAAAGACUUGAAUGGAGAGAUAGCAUUAGUGACUGGCGGAGGAGGCGGUCUUGGACGGUUGUUAGCCCUUCGGCUCAUAAAGCUCGGCGCCAAGGUUGUGCUGUGGGAUAUAAAUCAGGAAGGGCUAGAUGACUCGGUAAAGCUGAUCCAAUCCCUGGGAGGCCUCUGCAAAGGUUACAAAGUGGACAUUUCAAACAAGGAAGAGGUGUACAAGUAUGCGAAAAUCAUACAGGAAGAUAUUGGUGAUGUAACGUUACUAUUUAACAAUGCCGGUGUCGUGUCCGGACGUGCCCUUUUAGACACACCGGAUCAUUUGAUAGAGCGAUCGUUCAGCGUCAAUGUACUUGCACAUUUCUGGACGACAAAGGCAUUUCUUCCGGCUAUGCUGAAAAACGACCAUGGGCACAUUAUAACCAUCGCUUCUCUGGCCGGCCAUGUCGGUAUAUCGAAGCUGGUCGAUUAUUGUUCCAGCAAGUUUGCUGCGGUUGGCUUUGACGAAGCAUUACGGUUGGAAUUGGAGCAUCUUCGAGCUCAGGGCGUAUUUACGACAGUCAUUUGCCCAUAUUUUAUCCAAUCGACUGGAAUGUUCGACGACGUUAACUCCAGAUGGGUUCCUACACUGGAUUCGAACGACGUAGCAGAUAAAAUCAUUGAAGGUGUUCAGAAAAAUGAGAAAUACGUCAUAAUCCCAGGAUAUUUGCGUUUAAUGUUGGCCAUCAAAUGGGUAUUUCCGUGGGGAUGCAAUUCCGGAUUUUUGCGACGAUUGGUGCCGGACGCUGCCCCGCAACAUACUAUAACAACGUUUAGCAACGCGGAAUGCGAUACCACAAAAGAGAUGGCCAGCACAUUUGCCAGUGAUAAUAAUAAUACCACCAAACCAUCGCCCCUACUCGUCCACAGACAAUGCACUGGCGAACGUGUGCUAUAAGCGAUCGGAGAAACUGCGCGAUGCGUUAGAGUGUAAUGAUAAUUAGACAGCCAGCACGGAUGGAGGAUAAAACCCAUUUUAACGCUCAAACCAGGAGCGAUGUAUCUGGACGCCAUUUUCAAAACAAUUCAACUUGUCUUAAGAUGAAACCAGGCUCUGCUGGAUAUACCCUGGGUGAUUUCGAACGGGGAGUGAGAUAACAUACAGUGAUGCACAGGAAUUGGAUUCAAAGGCAUGUAAUGAAAAUGCUGGUUUAAUAUAGGACAUAAAUAUGGUAGAACUGUAUUAAUUAGUUUGGGGAACAAAAUAUGAUGAAUCGCGAGAUAUGCAAGAUUUGUUAAAUUUCAAACGGGCGUACGGAAUAUCGGUUAAGUACGGGUAUAUGCAUCGCUACUUGCCCUGUUGUUAAUGUUAGAAUCGUGAUUACCUGUGACUUAAUUCAGGCAUCGUUUGAAUUGCCGUUCUGAUCCGAUAGAGUAGUACAGCGCCAAAAGUGCUGCUGUGUCCGGUUCUGUUGCAUAUUCGACGGUUGUAAUACAUGAACACAAUAAAUAUUAAUGCUCUGUCAGUAAACCAUAAGUAACGCAAACAUGUUGUUUAUGAUAUUAAAGUCAAACGAAUAUUAUUCGAAUUAGCCCAACAAUUUGUAACUGCUCCCAAUCUACCUACAGAUUCAAAAACUCAAAGACUUUAUUUUCCAUGGCUGGACCUUAUACUCCAUUGGAGGCAAUUGAAUUAUGAUCCAACAAAUAAAUCUUGAUGUAAUAAAUUAGUAAGAAAACAUAAAA
Messenger RNA from Anopheles stephensi (Asian malaria mosquito), 3031 nucleotides. Its product is annotated as estradiol 17-beta-dehydrogenase 11. Lineage: Eukaryota; Metazoa; Arthropoda; Insecta; Diptera; Culicidae. The transcript has 10 exons. The coding region runs from base 1149 to 2243 and encodes 364 amino acids. Gene Ontology annotation, molecular function: oxidoreductase activity, acting on the CH-OH group of donors, NAD or NADP as acceptor. The record is from RefSeq and is a predicted model, not a curated record. Gene Ontology annotation, cellular component: lipid droplet.